AUGGGAUCCCCCCCUGAUGCUGACAUCCAUCCAACUGCAACCGGCUGGGCAAAGGAGGUUGUUGACAAACACUCCAAAGAGCAGCCAUUCAAGUUAUAUUCAGGCUGGUUUUGCCCUCCAGCGAAAGUGAAUCCUUACAAGAAACCGGAAUCACUUCUUGAGCUUAACCCACGGGGCCUAGUACCGACCCUUGCCUGCCCAACUCUCCAGCCCGAUGGAUCAUCUGCCGUUAAACCAUUGUAUGAAUCCACUGUGAUUAAUGAGUUUCUUGAAGAUGCAUUCCCAAACCCCGAACUGCCACUGCACCCGGCAGACCCAUACCAAAAGGCAAGAGGACGUAUCUGGAUCGACUAUGUGACAUCGCGAAUAACUCCUUCUUUCUAUCGUUUUCUUCAAUACCAGGGUAAAGAGGAGGGAUUAAACAAAGCUAGAGAAGAGCUCCUGGGCCAUUUAAAAGAAUUCAUUCUAGCAAUGGAUGAGAUUGGUCCUUUCUUUCACGGAAGCGAUUUCAUGUUACCGGACAUAAUGCUUGCACCUUUGGCGAUUAGAUUAUGGAUUAUUGAUCACUUCAAGAAAGGGGGGCUGGGUAUACCGGCUCCGAAAGAAGGAGGGAAAGAUGAAGUUGUUUGGAGGAGGUGGAGAAUCUGGCUGGCAGCAGUUGAGACAAGGGAAAGCGUGGCUUCGACCAUGAGUGAUAAAGAACACUCCAUGCCUAUUUAUAAACGCUAUGCGGAUGAUGUUGCUCAAAGUGAAUUGGCAAAGGCAACGAGAGCUGGAAAGGGUGUACCUUGA
Messenger RNA from Nannizzia gypsea CBS 118893, 792 nucleotides. RefSeq lists its product as hypothetical. The record is from RefSeq and is a predicted model, not a curated record. NCBI's taxonomy places the organism in Eukaryota, Fungi, Ascomycota, Eurotiomycetes, Onygenales, Arthrodermataceae. The transcript is spliced from 3 exons. Bases 1 to 792 code for a protein of 263 amino acids. Gene Ontology annotation, cellular component: cytoplasm.